Gastrolobium bilobum is the source of this 2847-nucleotide messenger RNA. RefSeq names its product proton pump-interactor 1-like. The transcript is spliced from 7 exons. The coding region runs from base 736 to 2592 and encodes 618 amino acids. Lineage: Eukaryota; Viridiplantae; Streptophyta; Magnoliopsida; Fabales; Fabaceae. The record is from RefSeq and is a predicted model, not a curated record.
AGAGAGAGAGAGCGAGUCCUAAUUUUGGAAUUGGAUUUUGGUGGCCCUUUGUCAAAAAGGGGUCUUCUUGUUUGGCAAUCUCUUUUGGGUAAUAAUCCUUUUGUGCUUAUUUCACUCCACCACACUGGUAUCAUUUUCUCUCCCCCUUUUAUUGCUUGUGCAUUUCUGAUUUUCUGAAGCUUCUGAAUUCAAAUUUUAUGUCUUUUUGGCCUUAUCAAUCGUGGGUAUAGCCAUUCAAGGUAUUCAGAUCAUACCCUUUUGAGAUUUUCUUUCUUUCUUGUAACUGUCUCAUUUCUUUCGGAUUUGGGUUUGCAUGCUUGGUUUGUUCAUAGAACAAGCCCCUGAUCUUGUGUAAAAAUCUUUUUUUUAUUAUUUUAUUAUUAUUUUGGGUGUCAUUUAUUUUGCAUGUUUGAGAUGAAGAUGAUAUAGUCUAUUGAUCCCGUUGUACAUUUGACAUGGAUGGUUGAAAUUGUCUGAUGGUGAUUAAAUUGAAAGAAUUCGUGUAUGUAUUGCAUUUUCUUUUCUUUUUUUUUUAAAUUGAUAAUCACGGUUAACAAUCCUAAAUUUUUUUCUGUUUGAUUCAUGGUUUGGCAUUUGUCUGGCUGAUUGUUAGGGCUGUGGAUCAAACUAUUGAGUUAUACAUGCUGUUGGAAUGUUCCCUAUAUUCAUAUGAAGUAUUUUUGUUUUGGAAUUAGGUUUCUUGGGUUUUUGUGAGGCUGUCCUGUAGUGGGAGCCAUGGCGGUUGAAAUUGAUGGAUUUGAUAUGGUUCAAGGGCCAGUGGAGAAUGGUGCUGAAGCAGACAAAUCUGUUUCGACUGAAAUUGGGAAACUGGAACAAGCUCAGGGAGAUGGAGAGGCCAUAAAAUUUGGGUCACAUGGAGAUGAAUCUGCUAAAGCAGAAGGAAAUGGUGUUUCAGAUUCCAAUGUCCCCAAAAAUGUUGUUGAAGAGUGGCCGGCGCCUCAGCAGACACAUUCUUUUUAUUUUGCCAGGUUCCGGUCCUAUGAAGAUCCCAACAUUAAAUCUAAAGUUGAUAAGCUGGAUAAAGAGAUAAACCAGAAAAAUAAAGAGCGGAUUCAGGUCAUCGAAGCUCUAAGGGCAAAACGGUCAGAACGAGCAGAGUUGAUUUCUCAAAUUAAGUCUCUAAGAGAUGAAAAUAGGCAAUUUCAGAGUGUUGUGGAUGUGAAAUUAAAGGAGAUUGAACCUUUGCAGCAGGCACUGGGCAAGCUGCGUACUGCUAACAAUGCAGGUCGGGGUGGAUUAUGCUCAUCUGAGGAGGAACUUAAUAAUAUAAUAUAUAGUUUGCAAUACCGCAUACAGCAUGAGAGCAUUCCAUUGUCUGAGGAAAAACAAAUCCUUCGAGAAAUCAAACAGCUCGAGGGGACGAGGGAGAAGGUUAUUGCUAAUGCUGCCAUGAGGGCCAAAGUACAGGAUUCUAUUGGGCAGAAAGAAGACAUUCAAGAUGCAGUUAAGCUUAUUGGUGGAAAUUUGGAUGAAAUGAAAAAAGAGAGACAAACAAUUCGGUCCAAAAUCAAGCAACUUGAUGAUGCACUGAAAGCCAUAGACAAGGAUAUCCAGUCUUUGCAGGAAGACCUGGCAGCUGUUACUCAGAAGAGGGAAAAAGCUUUUGAGAGCAUUCAGCAGCUAAGAAAACAGCGUGAUGAGGGGAACACCUAUUUCUACCAAAGUCGGACAGUUUUGAACAAGGCAUGGGAUCUUGCUCGAAAGAAAGAUAUUAAUGCUCUUGAGGAACUUUUACCAACAGAGGUUGAGAAAUUCAAUUCACUCUGGAGCAGUGACAAAGCCUUUAGGAAUGACUAUGAGAAAAGAAUUUUACCAUCAUUGGAUACUCGGCAAUUGAGUAGGGAUGGACGGAUGAGAAACCGAGAUGAAAAGCCACUGCUAGAAGAACCAAAACCCGCUGAAACUGAAACAUUACCAAAAAGCAGUGUAAAACAGCCAAAGGAGGAGUCUAAACCAUCUCCACAAGAAGCUCUGCCCACUCAGAAGGUUCAGAAAGAAACCAAAAACAAAGGAAGAGACUUGAAAUCUGAUCUGGGUAAUAAGGAUUUAGAAGAUGCUGAUGAAUAUGAAUUUGAACAGCCGCGAAAGGAAACUCCUACCAAAGAGCCUGCAAUUGAUCCAGCAAAGUUGAAAGAGAUGAAAAGACAAGAGGAAAUCGAAAAAGCAAAGCAGGCCUUGGAAAGGAAGAGGAAGUUAGCUGAGAAAGCUGCAGCCAAAGCAGCUAUCAGAGCACAAAAGGAAGCUGAGAAGAAGCUUAAGGUGAUUGAACGAGAGAAGAAAGCAAAGAAGGCUGCUGCUGUUCCCAAUCCUGAGGAACCAGCAAAUGAAGUGGCGGGGGAAGCUACCGAACAGGAAAAGCUUAACGAUACCAUCGAAGCCUCGGCUCCGGUGGUGAAGGAAAAGGUCAUAAAGGAGAGCAGCAUUAGGUCCAGGAAUCGAACCAAAGGCCCUGACUCGAUUCCGAAAGCUAUUCUUAAGAGGAAAAGGUCUAACAAUUACUGGGUUUGGGUUGCAUCCUGUGCUCUGUUAGUUCUGAUCUUGUUGGUUCUUGGAUACAUCUAUCUUCUCUGAAAAGCUUAGAUCUAGAAGGAGCUGGAAACCAAUUUUAUGUGGGAGUGGCUAGGUUUGCCAGAGUAAGUUUUUAUUUUUUAUGUUCUAUACAUCUUCUUGGGAGAAUGGAUCAAACAUACCAUGCAUGCUUAGCUCUUUUUGUGGUGAGAAGUUGCACAUUUAGUCUGACUGUAUUUUCAAAUUUUGUUAAGAUUUCAUGUUGCCGGAAGCUUGGAUUUGGUGUUUCUUUUUUAUUAUUUAUUUAUAGUUAAUUGG